UGUCAAGUAAACUGACCGGAAGUUUGAACUCUCCAGGAAAUAGUUUGGAAAUAUAAUAAAAACAAUCUAACGGUCACAUCAACCCAAAAUUAAUAAUUUAUAAUAAACAAAUUAAACAUAUAAAAUGUAUGAUGAGAGCGCUUCUGAAGGUGCAAAGGGAACUUUUGAAAUCUACAGGGCUGAAGCAGAUUCACUUUACAAACAAGGAGAAUACAGAAAAUCGAUAGAGAGCUACACAAUUGCGCUUGAUCUGCACCCGAAUGAAAAGAACUGCCUUGUUGCCAGAUCAAAAUGCUACCUUCAACUUGGAGAUAUGCAGAGUGCCCUGAACGAUGCUGAAGCCUCACUGGAAGAUGACAAGAACUUUCACAAAGGCAUCUACCAGAAAGCCCAAGCUCUCUACUACCAGGGAGACUUUGAAAUGGCGCUGGUGUUUUAUCACAGAGGUCACAAACUACGACCAGAACUUCAAGAGUUUCGACUUGGUAUACAAAAAGCACAAGAAGCCAUUGAUAACAGCGUGGGCUGUAAGUUGUCAACUAUUCUCUUUCCCCAAACUCUGAGAAACUCCAUUUUUCUCUCCUCUACUUUCGCCAUCAGGCUUGCAAAGGCUCUUUCCUUGCUGUCCGUGUCCACCCGGAAAUCUAACUGGUCUUUGGAGAAAAUAUUCUCUACUGACCUUGAUACUGGUAAAGCUGUUUCUCAAAGCACUCCUAAAUCUUCUUCUGUAACUCCAUCUCGAAGAUCGCCAACAAAAUCACCAACAAAAGACGCUCCUGACACAGUGAAGCUAACAACAGAGGGGGAUUUGUCUUACUUUGACAUGCUGCUGGAUGAUAAAAAGAUCAAGCGCAAAGCAGCUCCACUUGGUCGACCUGUGGUUGCCCCAACAAGCAAGGUGAAGGCCAAGGGGGCCCCUGGGAGCGAGAAGACCAUCAAACAGCUGCUGGGUGAACUGUACGGGGACCGACAGUACCUGGAGAAACUGCUCAAAGAGACAGAUCCCAAGUCAGAAAUGGGUAAGACGAUCUCCACACUGGUCACUGAAGGCUUGUCCUAUCUUGACACACGCUCGGACUUCUGGCGGCAGCAGAAGCCCAUGUACGCCCGCAGGCACGACCGACUGAUGCAGAGGAGGCGCCGGGAAGUGUCGUCCAAUAAAGUCUCGCCCAACGAUUACAUCAUCAAGGAGCUGGAGAGGAUUGAUCAAGCCCAGGUGGAAGGCAGGUACCAGGAGGCCCUGAAGCGUUCACAGAAGUGUCUGGCCACGGUACAGAACUACACGGAGGAGGAAGUGCCCAACAAGCUGGAGGUGAUUGCCAACCUGCACAGCUGUGUGGGCAACGCCUACCUGGAGAUGGGAGAGUACAACAAGGCCCAAGCCAGCCACGAGACUGACCUCAAGAUUGGGCAAGACAAUGACCUCCAGGAGGCGGUGUCUAGGGGUCUGGACAACGUGGGAAGGGUCUACGCCAGAAAGGGAGAGUUCAGCAAGGCCAUUGAAAUCUGGGAGCGCAAGCUGCCCAUCAGCAUGUCCCCUCUAGAGAGUACAUGGCUGUACCACGAGAUCGGUCGUUGCUUCCUGGAGCUGGGAAACAACACAGAGGCCAAGAAGUAUGGAGAACUGUCAGAGGCAGCCGCCAUCGAGGCAGAUGACGCAAUGUGGCACUUGCAGGCUUCCGUGCUCACUGCACAGGCUGAAGUGAAACUAGGGGACUACCAGGGAGGUGCUGCAUCAUUUGAGAAAGCUCUGGAGUUGGCAAAACAGCAGGGUGACAAGUCAGCUGAAAAAGCCAUCAGUAAAGCCCUGACCGACAUAAACACAAAAAUCAUUGAGGAACAAGGCAGAAAUCCAGUAAACACGAAUAACUCCAAUGCAGCAGACACUACAUCCCAAAAGUCUUCAAGUCGUGUGAAACCUACCGUCAACACCACGGAACAAACAGAAACUAAAACUGAAGAGAAAGUAGAAAACACUCAGAAAGCAGAUCCUGGUGCUGAUAGUGACAAUCAGGCAAACAAAAGGAAAGACUCCCAGAGUGGAAAGGCUGAGAAUAAACCAGGGGAAGGAGCAGAGAGAACUAAACCAGGGGAAGGAGCAGAGAGAACUAAACCAGGGGAAGGAGCAGAGAGAACACAAGAGGGAUAUUCCUUGAAUUUCAAUGUAUUGGGUCAGGAGGUAUCGGUGAAAACAGAUAAAGAGUUACAGUUGUUUUAAGAAAACAUGAACAAUGACCUUGAUAAAAGUGAAAAAAGAUCUCUUUAAAGACAUUGUUAAUUGUCUAUAUUUGUUAAUUGUCUUUCUUUUUUUGUAAUUCGUGUUUUUAUGCCAUUUGAUUAUUAUACUUUGAAUGGUAUUUAGUUACAUUAGCUUAUAAUUACAAAUUUGAAGAAAAUUCUUGCCAAUACCUCGUGCAACCAUUUUAUUUGUAUGAAAUGGUCUAGUCACAUCAUCCUAUGCUAGAUAUAUUAGACAUAAUGAUUUUUUGUGAUAUUUAUUAAGUUUUGUAAACAAUAAAACAAUGGUGAACAUUU
Dreissena polymorpha is the source of this 2535-nucleotide messenger RNA. Its product is annotated as outer dynein arm-docking complex subunit 4-like. Bases 125 to 2218 code for a protein of 697 amino acids. NCBI's taxonomy places the organism in Eukaryota, Metazoa, Mollusca, Bivalvia, Myida, Dreissenidae. The transcript is spliced from 12 exons. Gene Ontology annotation, molecular function: protein binding. The record is from RefSeq and is a predicted model, not a curated record. Gene Ontology annotation, cellular component: cytoplasm.